Molecule: messenger RNA, 3191 nt
Organism: Aphidius gifuensis
Lineage: Eukaryota; Metazoa; Arthropoda; Insecta; Hymenoptera; Braconidae
Gene: Eyg
Product: paired box protein Pax-6-like
Exons: 6
Coding region: 729-2474 (581 amino acids)
Biological process (GO): regulation of transcription by RNA polymerase II; anatomical structure development
Molecular function (GO): DNA-binding transcription factor activity, RNA polymerase II-specific; RNA polymerase II cis-regulatory region sequence-specific DNA binding
Source: RefSeq, a predicted model, not a curated record
CCAAUCUGCUUGAAUCCGGCGGAGCGCGAGCAGUCACGGUAUUAUAUAGGUGUUUGAAGACAAGUUUCUUGUUUUCUUGUGUGUGCGCGCAACGAUUUUUAUACAACAUUAUAUAUACAUAUACAACAUGUACAUAUAAUAUAUAUAUAUUUACAAUACUUAUUGUCUACAAUGACACUUUAGUAGUUUAUUAAUGUGAUUUUAAUAUAAUUAAAUACAGUGCUAAUAAUUGUUAAAAAUUUGUCUUCUAAAACUCAUCAUUAUCGAUACUUUUAUAAUUUUUAUUUUCUUAAAUUUUAUAUUACUUUUAAAAAAUAACCAUUAAUUUUUUAAAUUUUUAUAUUUUUUUUACAAUAUAAAAAUAAUUAGUUUAUACUGUCAAUUAUUGAUAAACAUUGACAGUAGAAAAAAAAAUUUAAUUAAAUUGCUGUUAUAAUUUGUGAAUAUUUAAAUGACAAAAUAAAUAUCAAAAAUCAGUUCCGUCGGCUAAUUUGCUGUUCAAUAAAAAGCUUCAAUAAAAAGAAAAAAAAAAAUUUUAUUUUACAUAAAUACCUGUGAAUAUUUAUUAUAAAUUAAUUUUAAUUUAUCAACAUAUAUAAAUAUAUAUUUUUUUUAAAGACUCUAUUUAAUAAAUAUAAAAAUUUCAUCGUUUUUGAUAUUUUGGUGAACCGUGAUUUGAAAGAAAUAAAAAAAAAAACAAUGAACAUUGAUGAGUUUGUAAAUUGGUAAUGAUGAUUGGUGAUGGUGUAUCAACACCUCCAGGUACAAUAGCAAAAUCUGUGACAGCAAUAAACGAGAUGAUUAUUGUCGACAGCGUGGGAAGUGCUAGUGUGUUGAGUGGUGCCACUGGCAGUCGAAGUGGCAGUGGUAGUCCAGCCACUGGAUCAACUCGCACAAAUAAUAUUAAUAAUAAUAAUAGCAAUAAUAGUAAUAACAACAAUGAUAAUAUAAAUAAUAAUAAUAAUAUAAAUAACGAAGGACGUAUUGCAAUUGGAAAUAGUCACAGUGGUGGUGGUGGUGAUAGUAUUGGAUCAAGUGGUAAAUUAUGUUGUCAAGAUGAUGAUAAUAUGACAACAACAACAACAAAUACUAGUACAAUGGUUACAAGACCCUGGGAGCCACCAUCACCACAAUCAAGAUCACGUUUAUCACUACAAAUACAUCCAGCUCAUCAUCAACAUCCACAUCAUCAUCAUCACCAUCAUCAUCAUCAUCAAAUACCACCUGUUUCAGCUGUAUCAAUUAUCGAAGGUGUUAAUCUUCAAAAUUGCGGUAGUGGAUUUUCUAGUAGCAAUAACGCCGGAGGAGGUGGAGGUGGUGGAGGUGGUGGUGUUGGAAGUGGCGGAAGUGGUGGAGCAUCUCGUCAACGAUUACUAGAACUAUCCCAUGGUCUAGGUGCCCUAAGGCAUUACAAUGAUCUUGCUAAUCACGUGUUGUCAUUGAAUCAGCAGGGUGCGGUUGUAACAAAACUUCUUGGUACACUGAGACCCCCUGGGCUAAUUGGUGGCAGCAAACCAAAAGUAGCAACACCAGCAGUUGUAGCUAAAAUUGAACAGUACAAACGAGAAAAUCCAACGAUAUUUGCUUGGGAAAUUCGAGAAAGGCUGAUAUCAGAAGGAGUUUGUAGUAAUGCAACAGCACCGUCGGUCAGUAGUAUAAAUCGUAUUUUAAGAAAUCGUGCUGCUGAACGUGCUGCAGCUGAAUUUGCACGUGCCGCCGGUUAUGGAUUAUAUGCUGCUGGUCCACAUCCAUAUUUUAAUUCAGCUCAUCAUCAUCCAUCAUCACAUCAUUUACCAGGAGGUUGGCCAACACCCGGAGCACCUGGACAUCCAUGGAUGAUGCCACCACUUCCAAGUGGAUUAAGUGCUGGUGCUGCAUCAGCAUUAUUAUUACCAACAUCACUUAGUCCAAGUAGUGGUGGUGUUGGUGGAGGUGGUACUGGUGGUCCUGGUGGUCCUGGUACUGGUUCAAAUUUAACUGGUUCACCUGAUCAUGCAUUACAUGCUGAUGCAAUUGCACGUGGAUAUUUACAAGAUCCAGAGGGUGAUGAUGGAAGUCUUGAUGGUUCUGAACAACCAAAAUUUCGUCGAAAUCGUACGACAUUUUCACCAGAGCAACUUGAAGAAUUAGAAAAAGAAUUUGAAAGAUCUCAUUAUCCAUGUGUAUCAACACGUGAACGUCUUGCAUCAAAAACAUCAUUAUCAGAAGCACGAGUACAAACGAGCAAAAUGGCGACGUCAUCAACGUAUGAAUUUAUUAAAACGUUCACCACCACCACCACAACCACAACAACUACAAACUCAACAACAACAACAGCCAAUAAAUCAAUCCAAUUUAUCAACAACAACAACUACAGCCACAACAACAACAACAACAACAACAUCAUCAACUACAACACCUGUAUCAGCUCAUUCAGGUCUAGAUCAUAUACAAGCCCGUAUUCAAGCUUCAUCAAUUGGCGGUAUGGGUGGUGAAAAUAGUGCAUUUAGAGCUGUAUGUACACCAAUUAUUAAAGAUACAAUACAAAAAAAACCAAGUGCAUUUAGAAUGAUAAGUCAACUUGUUGGUGAUGAUCGUCCAUCAACUCCACCAAAUAAAAUAUGCUCAAAUUUAUCAAAUAAUAUUGAAAGACUAUCAAAUUCUGAUUCAAUUGAUGUUGAUUCACAUGAUGAUGAGGAUGAAGAUAUUGAUGUGCAAGAAGAAUCUGAUCAUGAUGUUAAUGCAUGGCGUGAUCACUGGACUGAUCAACAACCUCUUGAAUUAACUAAACAUCAUGAUCGCUAAUUUAUUUAUUAUUAUUAUUUAUAUGCCUUGAUAGAUGCAAUUAUUAUUAUCAUGUACCUAUUAUUUUAUUUCAUGGGUGCACAAUAAUUUCAACUACAGAUUACACGGUUCAAAAAAAUUUCAAGUGUUGAUAAUUUUAUUUAAUUAAAAUAUCAAUUAGUUUAUAUAUAUAUAUAUUUUUUUUUUUAUGAAUAUUUUAGCAAUUUUUUUUUUUUUUUUAAUUAAGCUGAUUUAAAUAUUCAGCAUAAAAAAAUUCUAGAACCGUGUUAUUAUUACAUUUUUUUUAAUUUUAUUAUUAUUAUAAAUAAAAUUUUAUUUAUGUCGCAAUUUUUUUAUUAAUAUUAAUAUACUGCCAAAAAUAUAAUUUGGCAUAUAAAAUUAAUAAAAUAUUAAUUUGAUACAAUUAA